AGAGGCCGCUGAGGGUGGGACACAGAUCAGAGGCUACAAAAGGGUCUGGAGUGGGUCUGUCCCCAGAGAGAUCCAUCACCACACACACACAGAGAGAGAGCGAGAGAGAGCGAGAGAGAGAGAAAGAGAAAAAGAAAGGGGGAAACGCAGAUCUAAAGAGGAAAAGGUGUCACCGGAGCCAGGAAAACGGAAACCAUGCUGUCGUCUUCUCCGACUAUCAUGCUGCCUGAGGUCGAGAUCAAGAAAACCUGCCCCCAUAUCAGCCCCAAGUGUAACCAACGCAAAGAGACAGCCACCCAGAAUAAUGCAAACCAGCCCGCAGAUCGGGUGUGGAUAAGACCCGACCUGGCCAGCAAGUGCACCUGGCAACUGGGAGCGCCUGUGUCUCAGUCCCCACACUCCCAUCAACCCACGGCCACGCUGCCAAACAUCCUCCCCAGUAUUCUCAACAAGAUCGGGAACACCCCCAUGGUGCGUCUGAACAAGAUCGGGAAAGCACACGGACUGAAGUGCGAGCUGUUGGCGAAAUGUGAGUUUUUUAACGCCGGGGGCAGUGUGAAGGACAGGAUUGCCUUGCGGAUGGUGGAAGAUGCUGAGAAAUCAGGAAUUCUGCGCCCGGGAGACACCAUCAUCGAACCCACGUCGGGGAACACAGGUAUCGGCCUGGCUCUGGCGUCUGCUGUGAAAGGUUAUCGCUGCAUCAUCGUUCUGCCUGAGAAGAUGAGCAAUGAGAAGGUGGACGUGCUGAAGGCAUUGGGGGCUGAGAUUGUCCGCACCCCGACGAGCGCCAGCUUCGACUCCCCCGAGUCUCAUGUGGGAGUGGCCUGGAAAUUGAAGAACGAAAUCCCUAACUCGCACAUCCUGGAUCAGUACCGGAAUCCAGGGAACCCCAUCGCUCACUACGACACGACUGCAGAGGAGAUCAUCGAGCAGUGUGAAGGUAAAAUUGACAUGAUCGUUGUUGGCGCCGGGACCGGGGGAACCAUCACCGGCAUCGCCAGGAAAAUGAAGGAGAAAUGUCCAAACUGCAAGGUUGUGGGUGUGGACCCAGAGGGUUCGAUCCUGGCUUAUCCUAAACACUUGAAUGAGACAGAAGUGACCAGAUACGAGGUGGAAGGGAUCGGAUACGACUUCAUCCCCACAGUGCUCGAUCGCUCGGUGGUGGACCAAUGGUACAAGACGAAGGACCAGGACUCGUUCGUUGUGGCUCGUCAACUGAUCCGGGAUGAGGGCCUGCUGUGCGGAGGGAGCUCAGGCAGUGCGAUGUGGACGGCUCUGAAGGCGGCCAAGGAGCUGGGGGAGGGGCAGCGCUGUGUGGUCAUUUUGCCCGACUCCAUCCGCAACUACAUGUCCAAGUUCCUGAGUGACAAAUGGAUGGUACAGAAGGGAUUCAGCUCUCAGCCCGAACCUGUCUCCAAACCAUGGUGGUGGGACAUGAAGGUGAGCGACUUGAAGCUGUCAAAACCUCUGACAUUGCUGCCCUCGGUCUCCUGCCAGAAAGCCAUCGAGACCCUCAACGUGAAAGGCUUUGACCAGGCUCCAGUGCUCAGCUCUGAAGGGCAGAUCCUUGGGGUUGUGCUUCUGAAGGACGUGCUCAGCGCUGUUCUAGCUGAAAAGGUGAAACUUUCCGACCCUGUCAGCAAACUCCUGAGUAAACAGUUCAAACAGGUGAAGCUGAGCGAUAACCUGGGAACCCUCUCCCACAUCCUGGACACCCACAGUUUUGCUCUGGUGACUCAUGAGGAGACCAAAGGUGAUAAGAAGCUGACAAAAGUCUCCGCCAUCACCACCACCAUCGACCUGCUCAACUUCCUGACCCUAAAGAAGAAGCCAAUCAACGGGGAGGAGAAUUGAUCAUUGGGGGAUGGGGAGGGAGGAAGGGAGAUGGGCUGGUGGGUGAGGAAGAGAUUGAAACAUUAGUGAUCCCAUUGCUGUGGUAGCUGGGAGUUGGGUGAGUCUCAGGACUCUCCUUUGGGCUGAUGGGAGUCCCGAAUGUACUUUGGCCCGAAUGCCUUCGGUUGGUUUCUGCUGCCUUGGGUCUGACUCCUGAUCUGGUGAUGGGUCAGUACUGUAGUAAAGUACAUUAUCUAGCUGGUGGUCUCAGUAUGCAGCAGUAAGUAGGUAGUUAAUCAGUUGAUGGAUCACUUUCUGGGGGGGUGGGGUGGUACUAAACCCCCUCCAAAGACAAAACAAAACUCACUGUAUGAAUUUGUGGGAUAUUGCUGUGCGCAAAUUUGACCACAAUAUACACUGUCACUCUACUUCAUAGUAUGUCCUGUGAAGCGUAGUGAGACGUCUCAACGAUUUGAUAAGGUGGUGUAUCAAACACUUUUUUUAUUAUUAUUAACUCAGGACAAGCUCCACACUGUCCCUGACCGACAGCUCGUAGUAUGCUACCUCUCUUCCUGGGCUGUUGUAGAUUCUAUGCUCAGGUGCCUGUUUUUGAGCCAGUGCGUUUAUGUCUGUGCGACACUCUGUGAAAGUACUACUGUAUCGUUCUUUCCUCUGAUGAAUGAAACUGGAGCUCGACACCAUCGCUCGGGAGAGAAACAUUAGAAACCUCCUCUUUAAUCUUCGUUAAUUCUCUGCCUUAUGAACUGUAAUCAAAUGGUAAAACGAGUUUCAUUAAAGGAAAUACUUACA
Messenger RNA from Callorhinchus milii (elephant shark), 2643 nucleotides. RefSeq names its product cystathionine beta-synthase a (gene cbsa). Gene Ontology annotation, molecular function: cystathionine beta-synthase activity; cysteine synthase activity. Gene Ontology annotation, cellular component: cytoplasm. The record is from RefSeq and is a predicted model, not a curated record. NCBI's taxonomy places the organism in Eukaryota, Metazoa, Chordata, Chondrichthyes, Chimaeriformes, Callorhinchidae. The transcript is spliced from 16 exons. The coding region runs from base 196 to 1854 and encodes 552 amino acids.